Molecule: messenger RNA, 1615 nt
Organism: Stegodyphus dumicola
Lineage: Eukaryota; Metazoa; Arthropoda; Arachnida; Araneae; Eresidae
Cellular component (GO): nucleus
Molecular function (GO): zinc ion binding; nucleic acid binding
Source: RefSeq, a predicted model, not a curated record
ACACUUACGCAGUUUUAUCAUUCAGUUUCACUUUUCGUCAACCGUUAUAUAAAAAUACGCAGUUUUGUGAUACUCUUAAUCAUUGUCGUUGGAAACCGAGUAUCACAGUGCUAGAAGAAAAAAAAAAGAGAUUCUUUAUCAAAAUAUUCUUUGGUAGGCAAACAAACAUGGAUGCGGAGAAGAAAAGUAGGGAAGAAUAUGUAGUUUCAGACAGCGACGACAGCAAUGAUAGUCUGGAAAUCGAGUGCGACGUUUGCGAUAUCGACUUUAAAAGCGUAAAAUCAUACGAGCAGCACUUGAAAAGUAAGAAGCAUAACAAAAUGCUAGGCAAGAAAAAAUUGAAAGAAAAUUUUAAAAAGCUCAAUGAAUUAGAAGACAAUAAUGAGCAUGACGAUGAAAAUGAGGAGGAGGAGGAUUCGGAAUACAGUUGUGAUAUCUGCGAGAAGAUAUUCAAUGAAUUCUCCCAAUAUAGAGCGCACAUGAAAGGCCAAGUGCAUUCAAAAAAUCUUAAAAGACUAAAACUGAAGGAAAAGCUGAAAGACAUGGAAGAAUUCAUCGACAGUUUUGUUAAAAAUUAUGAAGAUGACGAUGAGUUAUUGGAAAAACCAUUCGCUCACUGCACUGCAUGCCAAAAGUCAUUCAGUGGUCCAGAAAAUUACCACCAGCACUUAAGAAGUGCAGCGCACGAGAAAAAACGCAAACAACAAGUACUUCUUGAAAAACUGAAGAAAGACAAUCCAGAUAUAAAGUCUGAAGAUAACGAAGAUGAUGAGUACUUUUGCGAGGUGUGCGAUAAAUUCUUCACCGGUCUUAUUCCUUAUUUCACACACAUGGAGAGUGCUGUUCACAAAAAGGAACUGAAAAGGGCAAAAAUUGCUGAAGAUCUAAAAGAGUUUUAUGUUCGCGAUGAUGAGGACGGAAAAUUUGUGUGCAAAGAGUGCAAAAAACCUUUCAGCGAUCCUGUAUCUUUGAAAAUUCACUUGCUUAAUAAAGACCACGAAAAGAAAAAAUCUAAGAGUGAUAUCAUGGCUUUGCUGUCAAGUCAUCCUGAAAUAAUCCUCGUCAAAUCUUCAGAAUAUUCAGAUGAAGAAGGCGAGACAAGCGAAAAUGACGAGGAGGACUAUGAUUUUCUGAUUUGUAACAUCUGCCACCUGAGUUUCAAUGGCGUUAGAAAUGCUCAAGAACAUGUAAGGAGUAAAAAACAUUUAAAAGUUAAGCAACAAAGGAAAGAACUGAAAGCUCUAAAAAGAAAACUGAAGAUGAUGAACACGAAUCCUGAAAACGAAACUGAACUUCUUAAUUUACACAGUUCUGAACACUCAAAAAUGGUAUCUCAAGCAGGUAAUGACAUUCCUAAGAAUGCUCUGGGCACGCUGAAGCAAGAAUGACUUUAUUUCUAAGAGUGUAUUUUAAAAUUAAUUUCGAAGCUUAUGUAUAUCCACCAGAUAUACUAUGAUUACUCAAUUAUUAUAAGAAAUAAACUUUUUAUUCAUGAUAAAUUUUAAUACUAGAAUUCAUAUUAAGAUAUGUCAUAUGUUAAUUAAUAUUUACGAUUUAUAUAUUUGAUUAAUUAUAAUUAUUUUUAGCACUCAAAUUUUUCUAUUUUAUGCAGAGG